AUGAGAUACAGGCUAAAGAAGAAAUAUUUCAAUGGUAUACCAGCAAAUGAAGUUAGAACAACUUCACCGCUAAGCUCUAUGACUGACAAUGAGUGGAAACAACUCGUGGACAUGUGGUCUACCCCAAAGCAUAAGGAAAAAUGUAUAAAAAACAAAGAUAGCCGUGAGUUAGUUCAAUACCACCAGAUGACAGGAUCUCGGAGCUAUGUUGCACAAUGCUAUGUCAUGGCUCAAAUGGAGGCCUAUGUUGCUCAACCAACAGAAGAAGGCAAAGAUCCAAAGACUCCUGUUGAAGCUGUAGCUCAUGUUCUGCCAAAAUCAACUUUUCUUCGCAAUGUUGGCAUGCAGUCCACAGAGAUGAAGAAAAAUGCCAAAGCUGCUGCAAUGAAUGAUCAUGUACGUGAGCUAGAGAGUGAAUUGCAUGCUGAGAAGAUGGGAUCAGCCAGAAUGCAAUUGCAGAUAGCUGAUCUACAUAAGCAAUUAGAGGACCAGAAAGAGGUAGCAAGGAAGAAUGAAGAAGAAACUGAGAAGCUGAGGCAUCAAGGAAGUGAAAUCCAAAGCUUCCUUCGCUCCUUGUUUGGCAGCAAGUUUGCAUCAUCAGAUGCUCAGCAGUAAGCUCUCAUACUCAAUUAGGUUCUAGAUGAUAUUUUGGUAACACUGAACUUGCAACCAUUGUGAUUGUGGGAUGUUAUUUUGGUGCUGUUGUGCUUCUGGCCGUUGUGCUGUUGCUGCUGUGCUU
This is a messenger RNA of Oryza sativa Japonica Group (Japanese rice), 739 nucleotides long. The record is from RefSeq and is a predicted model, not a curated record. NCBI's taxonomy places the organism in Eukaryota, Viridiplantae, Streptophyta, Magnoliopsida, Poales, Poaceae.